This is a messenger RNA of Symbiodinium sp. CCMP2456, 299 nucleotides long. NCBI's taxonomy places the organism in Eukaryota, Dinophyceae, Suessiales, Symbiodiniaceae. The record is from the annotation of a GenBank genome assembly.
AUGGCAAGUAACGGCCAACCGGUCUACUACCGUCCCGGCAGCUUCAUCGCACCAGCAACCGGUGCCUAUGCCGCACCCGGGCAGAUGAUGCCGCAGCCUGCGGGCGCCCCGCAACCGACGGUUCGCAUGGUGCCGAUGGCGCCCACUCCGGCGGGAAUGCCGGCGCCCCUCUCCUUCUCCAGUCGCACACUUGGCCAAGUUGGUGUGCCUCAGGCUCUUCCCCCCGGGGCGCGGGUUAUCCGCACCUCGCAGCCGGCACCCAUGCCCGGCGCGCCGCAGGUCAUGCCUGCGUCCGCGAG